GUGUUUUCAUGAUCAACUCACUGAACCAAUUGAACCAUCCUUUUUGUAAUAUUUGCCAAAAGCUUUCCUCUUUUUGCUUCUUCAUCUUCAUCUUCUUCUUCUUCGUCAUCAUCUUCAUAUUUCUCUAACAAAUUCUUAUUUAAUUACUCAGUUUAUUUUCUUCUUCUAUUUCAACCAACAGUUUUAAAGUGACUUUAAAUUCAUCAUUUGGACUCAAUUGUUUUCUCAUUAUAAAUCGAUAACAUGUUGGAUUAAUUUUCUUAAUCAUUUGAGUGUUCACAGUUAUAUUACUUUUUACUAUUAGUGAUUCUUAGAUUAACCAUUUUAAAUCAUUUCUAAUAUCAGUCAAUCUUUUUUUUUCCUCUUCUUCUUGUUCUGUUUUGUUUUUCCAUCUUUAUUUGUGUUAACCUGAAUACUUGGUUUUUGUGUUAACAAAGUGUACAAAUUGGUUAAAGAAAAAUAGGCAAUUAACUGAUUAACUUUGACGAGAACAAAUGACACCAAAAGGUGGUAAAGAUUAUUACAAGACUUUGGGUCUAUCUAAAAAUGCCACUGAAGAAGAGGUAAAAAAGGCUUAUAAAAAAUUGGCUCUCAAAUUUCACCCGGACAAGAAUAAAUCACCAGGAGCUGAAGAAAAGUUCAAGGAAAUCGCUGAGGCCUAUGAUGUUUUAUCGGAUAAAGAGAAGAGACAAGUUUACGAUAUGUGUGGAGAAGAAGGUUUAAAAGGUCGUGGAUCUGCACCUUCUUCAGGUCACACCGGUGGAACUCAUUUCACAUACACUUACCAUGGGGACCCACGAGCAACGUUUGCACAAUUUUUCGGCUCAGAAAAUCCAUUCGAAGCAUUUUUUGGUAACUUUGGUGGUUUAGGACCACAACCUCAAUUUUUUGAUUUGGAUGACGAUCUAAUGGAAACCGAUGGGUUUGGACCAUUUUUAGGACCUCGAUCAAGUACUAACGGCGGGAGUGGGGCAAAUCCAUUUAGGUCACAUUCAUUUACUCCAGGAUCAACCAAUGUAAAUAGUAGGACUAAAUCUGGUUUAAAACAAGAUGCACCAAUUGAACAUGAUCUGUUCGUGACACUUGAAGAGAUACUGAAAGGCUGUAUAAAAAGGAUGAAGAUAACCAAGAAAAUUUUAAAUUCUGAUGGUAAAUCAUCUCGUAAAGAAGACAAAGUGUUAACAAUUAACGUUAAACCUGGUUGGAAGGCCGGAACCAAAAUCACUUUCCAACGAGAAGGUGAUCAAAAUCCGAACAGAAUUCCAGCUGAUAUUGUUUUCAUUAUAAAAGAUAAACCCGAUCCUCUAUUUAAAAGGGAAGGCGUUGAUGUUAAAUAUAUUGCCAAGAUUAGUUUAAGAGAGUCUCUAUGUGGAUGUAUGGUUAAAGCACCAACAAUUACCGGAGGUCGAAUUCACUUGAAAUUAACUGACAUUGUAAAACCGAAUACAAUUAAGAAGAUUCCAAAUCAAGGAUUACCUCAUCCAAAGGAUAUUGAAAAAAGGGGUGACCUAAUUAUCGUAUUUGAUAUUCAAUUUCCCGAUUCUCUGACUGAAGAUACAAAACAAAUCCUAUGGGAUUGUUUACCAUAAUCAAUUGUUAAGUCAUUUGAGUUUUAAUUAAUUUAAUCAUCAUGUUAUCCACUACAAUUAGAUAUAACCAAUUUUAUCUAAGAUCAAUAAUUUAAUGUAAAUGUUUACAAUUUUCGCUUUGUUGUUGUUUCUCAAUCUCAAUCUUUGCUAAUAAAUUGUUUUUUUUGCCUCAAUUUUCACCCAAUCAA
Molecule: messenger RNA, 1777 nt
Organism: Panonychus citri (citrus red mite)
Lineage: Eukaryota; Metazoa; Arthropoda; Arachnida; Trombidiformes; Tetranychidae
Product: dnaJ homolog subfamily B member 4-like
Exons: 3
Coding region: 495-1589 (364 amino acids)
Biological process (GO): negative regulation of transcription by RNA polymerase II
Cellular component (GO): cytosol
Molecular function (GO): protein-folding chaperone binding
Source: RefSeq, a predicted model, not a curated record